This is a messenger RNA of Leptosia nina, 807 nucleotides long. NCBI's taxonomy places the organism in Eukaryota, Metazoa, Arthropoda, Insecta, Lepidoptera, Pieridae. The record is from the annotation of a GenBank genome assembly.
AUGAGAGUUCUGGUCCUAUCUGUCUUCAUCGCCUACGCGGCCGCAGCGCCGUCAUAUCUCACCCCAUUCCCCGUGGUGGCUGCACCAGUUGUAGCAAUUGCACCAGCCCUUUCGGUGCCAGCUGGUGACGUACAAGCCGCCGCUAUAAACGCCCAGGUUAACGUAGAAGACCAAGCACGCGCCUUCGCCGACCAAGCCCGCGAAUUAGCCGAGCAAGCUGUCGAGAACCAGAACGAGGGUGUCGCCGAAGCCAACGACCUGAUCAAAGAGAGAAACGAAGAGCUCUUCUGGUCUGCUGAAGAGAAGAAAUGGCAAGCGUUAGAUGCCGCCAGAUCAGCUGAAGCAGCCCUUGAUGGUGCCGCAGCCAGCAACGCCGAUGCCAUCGCAAAAUCCGCCAUCACCUACCCCUACGUAGCUGGUGUCGUUCCUGGAGUAGUCCAAGCACCAGUUCUCUCUAACAUCGCUGUUGCUGCCCCGGAGGGUGUCAAAGCCGAGGACGAGAAAGUCGAAGUUAAAUCCGACACAGUUGAGGUCAAAUCUGCUGAUGAGAAGGUCGAAGAAGAGAAGAAGGAAGAGACUGAAUUGAAAGCGGAAGCUAAGGCCGCUGCCCCAGAAGAACCCAAGAAAGAUGAUGUAUUCAAAUCCAUUGUACACCCAGUGCCCGUGGGUAUUGCACCUUUCAGCUACCAGGCAAUUAACCCACAUGUUGCGUAUGCGCAGUUCGGUUUCAGGGCUGUCCCAUACCCAGCACUCCAGACAAUUGCAAGCCCUUUCUACACCCCCACGGUUUUUAAAACUGUAUACUAA